CACCAUAGCCAUCGGGCUCCCUGGCUACGCGCCUUUGUGCUGGGUGCCAAUGACGGCCUCGUGUCGACUAGCAGUUUGCUGAUGGGGGUUGGCGCAGCAAGCAGCCCAGCGCCUCUUGAUCCUGCCUGGCCCCUUGCUCCAGCAGGCCUGGUUGGCGGCGCCCUCUCGAUGGCGGUAGGGGAGUACAUCUCAGUUAGCAGCCAGCGGGAUGCGGAGGCAGCCGACGUCGAGCAGGAGCGGCUGGAGCAGCUGAAGGGGGCCGAGGCGCAGCUUGAGGAACUGUCUCAGAUCUAUGAAGGUCGCGGACUGCCGCCGCAUCUGGCAAGAUCUUACGUGGCGGAGGUGUUGACAGAGAAGGACGUUGUGCGAGCCCAUGCCAGGGACGAGCUUGGAAUUGACGUUGAUCAGCUGGCGCGCCCCGUCCAGGCGGCCGUGGUGUCAGCGAUCACUUUUUCUUUGGGGGCAGGGAUCCCGCUGCUGGCUGCUUGCUGUGUGCGGAUGGCAGUGGUCCUCGCAUCUACUACUGUCGGCCUGGCAGGUUUCGGAUCUCUUGCUGCAUGGCUUGGCGGGGCCCACAAGAUGCAAGCUGCUGCCAGAGUGGUGCUUGGUGGCUGGGCAGCUAUGGGGCUUACCUUUGGAAUCGGCACGUUGUUUGAAGCGGCAUGA
Molecule: messenger RNA, 666 nt
Organism: Chlorella variabilis
Lineage: Eukaryota; Viridiplantae; Chlorophyta; Trebouxiophyceae; Chlorellales; Chlorellaceae
Exons: 8
Biological process (GO): intracellular manganese ion homeostasis
Cellular component (GO): membrane
Molecular function (GO): iron ion transmembrane transporter activity; manganese ion transmembrane transporter activity
Source: RefSeq, a predicted model, not a curated record